This is a messenger RNA of Platichthys flesus (European flounder), 2862 nucleotides long. Its product is annotated as phospholipid scramblase 2-like. Bases 356 to 1312 code for a protein of 318 amino acids. The record is from RefSeq and is a predicted model, not a curated record. Gene Ontology annotation, molecular function: phospholipid scramblase activity. Lineage: Eukaryota; Metazoa; Chordata; Actinopteri; Pleuronectiformes; Pleuronectidae. The transcript is spliced from 8 exons. Gene Ontology annotation, cellular component: plasma membrane. Gene Ontology annotation, biological process: plasma membrane phospholipid scrambling.
ACUCUUAAUAAAUACAAGACGUCUGCUUACUCAGGUUUAAAUUAGGAUUAUGUUCAUGGACGCGCUCUGACAAAACCCUAAUGGAAGUCGUGUGAGGCUGAGAAAGAGGGGAGGAGACAUAGUGGGAGGGAGGAGAGACAGCAACCGAGAGAAACGAGAAACAGAUUGAGAGGGAGACGAUUGACUCGUUGCUCUGUGGAACCAGGGGUUUUCUCUCACUUUAGUUUUUUCCUGCACUUUUCUAACUGGCCCAGUGAGGACGUCCCAGCAGACAGACAGCUUCCCAUAGAGUUCCCCUGGGAGUGGACGAGAAAGUGCCCUGAGGUCGGGGGGAAAACAGCUCCUCGCCAUUGCCAUGUCUGCUCCUGGUUACCCAGACUCCUACAACCAGCCACCCUAUCCCAUGCCUCAGCAAGGCGGCCAAUCCGUUGCCCCUUAUCCUGUUUCUCAGGGAGGGUAUGGAGAUCCGGGUCAAGCUCCUCCCCCGGGCUUCAAUAUGGGCUACAACCAAGGCCUGCCUCCAGUCAUGUACCAGCCGGGACCAGUCGUCACAGCUCCAGGGGCAGAGUAUGGAGGACCUCCCCAAGCGAUCUCCCCGGCCCCGGUCCCUGGGCAAGCUGCAGCUCCGGUUGGGGUACCUCCGGGGCUCGAGUACCUCACACAGAUCGAUCAAAUCCUGAUUCACCAAAAAGUGGAGCUCCUGGAAGCGUUCAUCGGGUUCGAGACCAACAACCAGUACGAGAUAAAGAACAGCCUGGGCCAGAAGAUCUACACGGCCAAGGAGAAGAACGACUGCUGCACCAGGAACUGCUGCGGCUCGCUGCGCAGCUUCGACAUGAAGAUCAAGGACACCAUGGAUCGGGAGGUGAUCCGCCUCGUCCGGCCGUUCCGCUGCGUCUCCUGCUGGUGUCCCUGCUGUCUGCAAGAGAUGGAGGUCCAGGCGCCGCCCGGCACCACCAUAGGCUACGUGAAGCAGCUCUGGCACCCUUUCCUGCCUCGGUUCUCCAUCCAGGGAGCGAACAAGGAGUCGCUGCUGGUACUGGAAGGGCCCUGCUUCGCCUGCAACUGCUGUGGGGACGUCAACUUUGAGCUGAAGGGGAAAGAUGGAGGCAAGCCCAUCGGUCGCAUCAGCAAGCAGUGGAGCGGUCUCCUGAAAGAGGUCUUCACCGACACGGACAACUUUGGCAUCCAGUUCCCGCUGGACUUGGACGUGAAGAUGAAAGCCGUGCUCAUGGGAGCCUGCUUCCUCAUCGAUUUCAUGUUUUUCGAGAAGGUCGGCGAGGCCAACCAGCGCAGCAGCGUGUUUUCAUAACAGAGGAGAAGGAAAGGACGGGGAAACGACAGCAUGGGAGGAAGGACAUUAUCCAGUUAUGCAUGCUCUGUUUAUGUACUUUUUCUUAUAUCUUUUUUAAUCUUCACAAGAUUCCAGCCAAUACGGUGCUAACACCACAUGUUCAGACCAAUAUGAGCUAAUGAACCCGUGAUUCCAGAUGUCUGACGCCAUGUUGCCUUACACUCCGUGUCAAAAGAAACCAACUUAACCUCCAUGUGUUUUUCAGUGCCUACUAAAAAAAGGAAAUUAGCAAAUAUGUACACACAGGAUUUUGAAUUUCUCUAUGCUGCACUGGUAUUGACUUUUCAUUAUUUAUGCUUUGCGAUUAUUAUUGCACUUUUAUACAUACUUGGAGAGAAGAAUAGACCAGACAGAGGCAGGCGGUCACUCCACCACUUUGGUCAAGUCUGAAAUAUUUUAACAACUUCCAGGUGAAUUGUCACGUAGCUCUGAACUGACUGUCCUGGUCCACAGGGGACGAACUUAAGCUCAGAAGCUGUGUGACCCAAUACCCUUUUAUUUAACAAGCGCAUGCUAACAUUUAGCUUGAAGCACUGCUCAGCCUAGCACAUACUCCUAGAGCUGAUAGUAGCCCAUUGGUAACCGCUGCAGUCUUUAUCUUAUAACUUAUAAAAACAACUUAAGUACUACCGGCAGUAAUCUAUUGUUAUUUAGCUUGCGAACGCUGCCACUUUACGCAUUUGAAGCCAGAGGUUGUAAAGCCACGGUAUGGAGGUCCCAUCUAUACCUGUGCUCAACCAAUCCAAUUUUAUUCGACAUGAACUUUGACUUUUUAGUUUAGGUCCAUUUCUCAUCCACUAACACGGACAAGGCAGGUUUAAUGAUCUAUUCUGCGUCUAGCCACUAGGGGGUGAGCAAGAUGUUUACGUCACAGCCAUGUCGUCCCUCUUUCUGUAAAGUCUAUGGGCGUGACAGUGAGACCAAUGGGAGGAUGUUGAAUAUCUUGUAGUCGGCGUUGACGCAUGCGCUGACAGUGAUGGAAAGUGGAAAAAAUGGGAAAGGAAAUAAGAAAGCAGAAGUUGACGGUUGGUGAAUGUCGAUCUGACGUUUUGGGGGAAAAACACACUGUGUAUAAAAAGUGAGGUGACUAAUAAAAUGUUCUGUCGUUUCUACAAAGUGACCUGAACGGCAGGUUAAUGUUGAUUACUGCUAUUUGAUUCAUAUAUAACAUCCUCAUGAAAUACCAUGGGCGUGCCUCCAUUGGGGCUCGGAUGCCACUAAUGCUCUUCAAUCCAAAUCUCUCUAUUGCACUGUCUCUAACCGUGUCUCAUUAUAUGUGCAAACUGUAUAUACGCAACCAUUCGUCUGUCUGCAGUCGGACCUCUGAGGAUGUCCAGUACACAUUUGUUCUUCGGGUCAGGUUCAUCUGCAGAUUGUGCCUUUUUCGAAUCAGUUGAAUCUGCAGCCGACGGCACCAGUACACAUCUUUGUGCUACUUUCAUUUUGAAUGUGUGUCUUGUGAUUGUUAUAUACUUUUUCUACAUAAAGAAUACGAUGUGAAUGUUCAA